Xenopus laevis (African clawed frog) is the source of this 4239-nucleotide messenger RNA. RefSeq names its product membrane protein, palmitoylated 2 S homeolog (gene mpp2.S). Gene Ontology annotation, cellular component: membrane. Gene Ontology annotation, molecular function: ATP binding; nucleotide binding; transferase activity. The record is from RefSeq and is a predicted model, not a curated record. Lineage: Eukaryota; Metazoa; Chordata; Amphibia; Anura; Pipidae. The transcript has 12 exons. The coding region runs from base 288 to 1967 and encodes 559 amino acids.
GUCACGGUGUCUAUCUGUACCUCUCUGAGUGGUUAUCCAUCUUCUUUCCUUCUGAAGUCAUUAUUCCCGGGAAUAACUGUGUUGGGAUGGGGAGGGCAUGAGACGGAGAGAGAGAGAGGCAGGAGAGCAGAAGGCAGUGAAGGGGGAAAGAAGAGCAGCCAGAAGGGAAAGCGAGAGAAAGAAGAAAAUGAACUGGUACUGAUCCUGCAGGAAAAGCCUGGGACACUCUAGGAAGAAGUGACAAUACAUUGGGGAGGGACUCAUAGGUUAGGGAUACUGGUUUCACAAUGGGAAGUCCUAUAAGUGGGGUCUCUGUCGAAGGGGUUCCCCUGGAUUCAGCAGAGGAGCUGGAAAUACACAGAGAAGCCAUGCAGCGGGUUCUACAUAAUCUCUCAGACCUUCCUUCUUCUUCAGAUCUGGAUCUGAUUUUCCUCAAAGGAAUCAUGGAGAGUCCACAGGCUCAUGAAUGCUUGGAGGAAACCCAUCUGGAAGCUGUGAGGGAGAAUAAUAUGCAACUGGUACAGGAGAUUCUACAAGAUAUGGCAGGAGUAAGAGACUCAAGUGGUAUAACAGCUGAGCUGCAGGCAAUCCUUCAGGAACCCCACUUUCAGUCCCUCUUACAGACACACGAUUCUGUUGCUUCAAAGAAUUAUGAGACGCCUCCUCCCAGCCCAAUGCUGGACCCCACCCUGAGUAACCAGCCAGUCCCACCUGAUGCGGUGCGCAUGGUGGGAAUAAGAAAGAGCGCUGGAGAGCACCUGGGUGUAACAUUCCGUGUAGAGGGCGGAGAGCUUGUGAUUGCACGUAUUCUGCACGGUGGGGUCAUUGAUCAGCAGGGCCUCCUGCAUGUAGGGGAUGUGAUCCGGGAAGUGAAUGGCAGAGAAGUGGGCAGUGACCCACAGGCAUUGCAAGAGAUGCUCCGAGAAGUCAGCGGCAGCGUGGUGCUGAAAAUACUACCCAGUUAUCAGGAGCAGCAUCCUCUGCGGCAGGUAUUUGUUAAGUGUCACUUCAGUUAUGAUCCUUCCAGUGACAGUCUGAUCCCCUGUAAAGAGGCUGGCUUGGCUUUCAGAGCAGGAGACCUUCUUCAGAUUGUUAAUCAAGAGGAUCCCAACUGGUGGCAGGCCUGUCUGGUGAAGGGUGGCACUGCAGGUUUGAUCCCCAGCCAGUUACUGGAGGAGAAGAGGAAAGCAUUUGUAAAACGCGAUGGGGAGCUCACUCCAAACUCCAAUGCUCUAUGUGGAAGUAUUGGUGGAAAGAAAAAGAAGAGGAUUAUGUAUGUAACAACAAAAAACGCUGAAUUUGACCGCCAUGAGUUACUGAUCUACGAGGAGGUUGCGCGUAUGCCCCCUUUCCGUAGGAAAACUCUCAUCUUAAUCGGUGCUCAAGGUGUGGGGAGAAGGAGCUUGAAGAACAAACUGUUGACUUCUGACCCUUCAAGAUAUGGCACCACAAUCCCAUACACUUCGCGAAAGAGAAAAGAAGGCGAGUGGGAUGGCCAGUCAUAUUCCUUUGUGACCCGGGCAGAGAUGGAACAGGAUAUCAAGGCUGGCCGAUAUUUAGAGCACGGGGAGUACGAGGGAAACUUAUAUGGCACCAAAAUCAGUUCAAUCCAAGAAGUGGUGGCAUCAGGAAAAAUGUGUGCGCUGGAUGUCAACCCCCAGGCUGUGAAAGUUCUCCGGACAGCUGAAUUUGUACCUUAUGUUGUGUUCGUUGGGGCCCCUGACUUUCAGACUUUAAAAUCGAACAAUCUGUCAGCUGUGGAGGUGGGAAUUACAAACAAGCAGCUGACGGAUACUGAGCUCCUACGCAUUGUAGAAGAGAGUGAGCGUGUCCAACAAGCAUAUGGGCAUUACUUUGACCUUACUUUGGUCAACAACGAUCUGGAUCAGACAUUCCAGCAACUGCAGGUGGCUCUGGAGAAACUAAACUCUGAGCCACAGUGGGUUCCAUUCAGUUGGGUCUAUUGAACCUCAAAGUUCUUAUUUUCUCAGUUUAACAACAUAAAGGGCACAUAUACAUUUUUUAUAUAUUGGUCCAUAUUUGUACAAAGAUUUGACAUUAUGGUUCCUUUUCCAAUCUCUAAACUAGAAAGAGACACUGGUUUUAACGAAAGCUGUAGAGCUACAAAUCCCAGGUAACUAAAAGGAGCAUGGAGUUUGUCCUAUAUAUCCAAAUUUCCAACUCCCUCCCCCAAAUAGGAGUGCAGCAUCUUUUUCUGGAUGGUAGGAAAUCUAUAAAUUCUUCUCACCAUUUUGCAACAAACCAAAAUAUUCUUGAUGACCAUUACCAAGACACCAAGCAGAAAUUUAAAUAUUACUGUUUUUUCAAGGACGCCAGUUUAUAUUGAAUAACAGUAGACCUAUAGCGCUUGUGUAGCUGUCUGGUAGAGCAUCCAAGCUUUAUAUCACCCAAAAUAUUCUUCAGGUGUCCAUUUACGAGCACAUAUCAACAGCUCAUUGGGCUAUGUACGGAAGCAAUAUCAUCAUGCUGCCAAUAUUUAACAACUAGGGCUGGUGGAGAAUUCCCAUUGGCAAUUGAUGCCCUUAGUCCAAGUGUGGGCUCUAGUGCUAGAAACAGGUAACUAAUGUGGAUUCUAUUUACUGUAGAAACAGAUGCAAUUAUUAGAGGUAAGGUUGUAUUAGAGGUAAUCUAUUGUAAUCAAUCAGUAGUUGGUAUUUAUACUACACUAUAUGGCCAAAAGUAGUGGGGUAAUAUGAAUUUUUAUGAAGCUGCGCCUCAGUUUUCUUGCUAUUAUCACCUUUACUCUUCUGAGAUAGCUUUCUACUAGAUGUUGGAAUAUUGUUGGAAUUUUCUUCCAUUCAGCCUCAUCACACCAUUAGUACGAUUGGGCACUGGUGUAGGGGAUCAGGUCUGACUCACAGUUAGAGUUCCAAUACAUCCCACAGGGGUUUGGUUUGGAUGAGGUUUGAUCUCUGUGCAGGCCAGCCAUGUUCUUCACAGCAAAGUAGCACUGAAUUGUCAAGAUUAUCAUUGUGCGCUGUUUGCUUUCAGUGGAACAAAGGAUAGAACAUAGCCCUAGAUCAUUAUUCUUCCUCCAUGAAACUUUACUGUUGGCAUUUUGCAUCCAGGCCAUAAUGUUCUCCUGACAUCUGCCAAACCCAGACUUUUCCAUCAUUUAUCACUCCAGAGUAUUUCCACUGCUUUAGAACCCAAUGAUGGUGACCUUAACACCACUCCAGCUAGCUCUUGGCAUUGCACAUGGUAAUGUUUUUUUCUCUGAUCAGCCAUAAAAACCCCAUGCCAUGAAUAGUUCUUGAGAUAACAUUCCUUCUGGAGAUAGAUUGAAACUCAGCAAAGAGUGCGCUAAAGUGACAUAAUUUUAGAAGGCGUUUGGAUACUUUAGGCCAGUGAUACCCACCCAGUAGCUUGUGAGCAACAUGUUGCUCUCUAAUCGCUUGGAUGUUACUCUCAGUGUCUUCAAAGCAGGUGCUUAUUUUUGAAUUCCAGGCUUGGAAGCAAGUUUUAAUUUAAUAAAAAACUAAGUAUAGUACUAAUCAGAGUCUCCUAUAGGCUGCCAUUCUACACAGGGGCUACCAAAUAUCCAACCACAGCCCUUAUUUGGCACCCAAGGGACUUUUGCAUGCUUGUGUUGCUCCCAAACUUUUUUUACAUUUAAAUGUGACCCAUGGGUAAAAAAGGUUGGGGAUCCCUGCUUUAGGCCAUAUAGUGAACCUUUUGUCUAAUGCAAUUCUAUAAUGGAAGAAGCUGCUGUGGGUUAUCAACUUCAGGUCACCAAUUCACCAAUUAACUUUGAUCAAUUAUCUGUUCGUUUAGUCACUUUAAAACCUCCAGCUACAUUUUAGCCUGGAUUUCGAAUCAAAUAUCCCUGCCAUUGGUCUCAGAACGAUCUACCUGGGACCGUAUCUACUGUACCUGACUGUAGGCAUACCUAUGUAUUUGUGUGAAUAUUUUCGAUUUUAUAUUUUCAACUGAUAUAUUUAAAGAGAAAUAUACUCAAUUUAUCGGUAGACAGUAUUGUUUCUGUAGAAAUGUGACUUUUGUAGUGUGGAUACUUCACUGUAGGCCUUUGAGGCCUAAAAUCAGAAAAACCCGACAUGAUCUGGUUUUCUAUUCACAGCAUAACACUGCCAGAUAUUUGUGAUAUAUAUUAUACGUUGACCCAAUACCUUUCAGAGAGUAAUUAGCAUUUUAUCCUUGUAUCAUUUUGUGUUGUACAUUUCAGCUAUAAAUAAAAAGUUAUAUAUCUCUUUAAAAAAA